Dipodomys spectabilis (banner-tailed kangaroo rat) is the source of this 1954-nucleotide messenger RNA. It is a transcript of the gene Clmp, whose product is annotated as CXADR like membrane protein. Bases 340 to 1455 code for a protein of 371 amino acids. The record is from RefSeq and is a predicted model, not a curated record. The transcript is spliced from 7 exons. NCBI's taxonomy places the organism in Eukaryota, Metazoa, Chordata, Mammalia, Rodentia, Heteromyidae. Gene Ontology annotation, cellular component: membrane; cytoplasmic microtubule; cell surface.
UCUCUUUCUCCACUCGUAUUUCUUUCCAAACAGGGAAAAGUGUUCCACAAAGCGGUAGCGCCUUCAGCCUCGCCUUUUCCUCGUGGACCCGGACCCUGCUCCCGUCUGGGUGUGAGCCGGUGGGCUAGGCACUAGGAGCCCUCCGUGGCGCGGGGACCCCUGCACGGGGCGCGGGGGGCGCCCAGCGCGGAGCUGGCUCCCGCGCCCGCACAUGGCUGCGGUCCCCAGCGCGCACCCCGAGGCACCGCGCCCAGCUCGCCAAAGGUCCGCCGGCGGCGCCGAACCGCCCCGCAGCCAGGCAGCGCGGAGCGGGGAAGUGCCCCGCGGCCGGGGACCAGCAUGCCCUUCCUCCUCCUCUGGCUAGUUUCCUACUAUGUUGGAACCUUGGGAACUCACACUGAGAUCAAGAGAGUAGCAGAGGAAAAGGUCACCUUGCCCUGUCACCAUCAACUGGGACUUCAGGAAAAAGACACCCUGGAUAUCGAAUGGCUGCUCACAGAUAAUGAAGGGAAACAAAAAGUGGUGAUUACCUAUUCCAGUCGUCAUGUCUACAAUAACCUAACUGAGGAACAGAAUGGCCGAGUAGCCUUUGCUUCUAAUUUCCUGGCAGGAGAUGCUUCAUUGCAGAUUGAGCCUCUGAAGCCCAGUGAUGAGGGCCAGUACACCUGUAAGGUGAAGAAUUCAGGACGCUACGUGUGGAACUAUGUCAUCUUAAAAGUCCUAGUGAGACCAUCCAAGCCCAAGUGUGAACUGGAAGGAGAGCUGACAGAGGGAAGUGACCUGACUCUGCAGUGUGAGUCAUCCUCUGGCACAAAGCCCAUUGUGUAUUACUGGCAGAGAGUCCGGGAGAAAGAAGGAGAGGAUGAACAUUUGCCUCCUAAAUCUAGGAUUGACUACAACAACCCAGGGCGAGUUCUCCUACAGAACCUCACUAUGGCCUCCUCUGGGCUCUACAGGUGCACAGCGGGCAAUGAGGCUGGGAAGGAAAGCUGCGUGGUGAGAGUAACCGUACAGUAUGUACAAAGCAUCGGCAUGGUUGCAGGAGCAGUGACAGGCAUAGUUGCUGGAGCCCUGCUGAUUUUUCUCUUGGUGUGGCUGCUAAUCCGAAGGAAAGACAAAGAGAGAUAUGAGGAAGAGAGACCUAACGAAAUUCGAGAAGAUGCUGAAGCUCCAAAAGCCCGCCUUGUGAAACCUGGCUCUUCUUCCUCAGGCUCUCAGAGCUCUCACUCUGGUUCUUCCUCCACUCGCUCCACAGCAAAUAGUGCCUCACGCAGCCAGCGGACACUGUCAACCGACGCAGCACCUCAGCCAGGCAUAGCCACCCAGCCAUACAGCCUACUUGGGUCUGACAUGAGAGGAUCUGAACCAAAGAGAGUCCACCAUGCUACCCUGACCAAAGCAGAAACCACAUCCAGCAUGAUCCCCAGCCAGAGUGGAGCCUUCCAAACUGUCUGAAUUAAAGUGGACUUGACCUCCAUGCUUUCCUAGGAGUCAGGAUUUUAGGACUAUUCUAGUCACUGAAACUCGUCACCAGCCACACAACCCCUUCAACCGUAGAAGAGGUUAUUUAAAUAGCUGUGAACAACAAGUGGAACAGAUUCAGAUGGGCACUUUUCUUGGUAUGACACCAGAGAAGCAAAAAGAUGUAGGGUGAUCAUCUCCAGUAAGGCAUCUCAUAUGGCUUUUAGACCAGAGGAAGAAACAGCAGGGAUCCAAAUUUGUCUGUUUGCUGACCAGAACCGUGGUGAGGGUGCUGGGGAAAGGUGAGGCACCUCAGACGUUUUGCAUCUAUGUAUUAAGUUACCAUUGUCAAGAAGAAAUGGGGUGUUUGUGAAUUUUGUAUUCAUUUCUGUGAACCUACUGGAUUACUGUGGUAAUUCAGACAGUCAAACAGAACCCAUGGCCUUAUAUGAUACCUAUCUGCACCAGGUAUUGGGCUAAUUGUUUCCAAGAA